Messenger RNA from Larimichthys crocea (large yellow croaker), 2517 nucleotides. Its product is annotated as extracellular calcium-sensing receptor-like. Lineage: Eukaryota; Metazoa; Chordata; Actinopteri; Sciaenidae. The transcript has 9 exons. Gene Ontology annotation, biological process: G protein-coupled receptor signaling pathway. The record is from RefSeq and is a predicted model, not a curated record. Gene Ontology annotation, molecular function: G protein-coupled receptor activity. Bases 1 to 2517 code for a protein of 838 amino acids. Gene Ontology annotation, cellular component: plasma membrane.
AUGACUCUACUUGCCCUAUAUCCCUUGCUUUACUCUGUCCUCACUAUAACUUAUAACCCACUGUCCAGCUUCACCUUUCCACCCCCAUCUGCAGCCAAAGUGUGCAUGCUGCAAAACAGCUUUCAGCCAGGCUUUGUGGCCAAAGGUGACUAUAUUAUUGGGGGGAUCUUUCCCAUUCACUAUAACCAGGAGAUGCCAGACCUCAACAGUACAUACAGACCACUGCCAGUGAAGUGCAAUGGCUUUGAUCCCAGGGCUUUCCGCUGGGCUCAGACUAUGCGGCUUGCAGUGGAGGAGAUCAACCAGAGUACAGACUUAUUGCCCAAUCACACACUUGGAUACAAAAUCUUUGAUUCAUGUGCAUAUCCACUGACCGGCCAGAGAGCUGCUCUUGCUGUGUUGAACGGGCUGAACGAGGCUAACUCUCCCAUGUGCAGCGGUGCCUCUCGACUUCUCGCUGUGAUUGGGGAAUCUGGUUCUGCACUUUCUAUGGUGUUAUCAAGAAUACUGCAGCCAUUCAGAAUACCGAUGAUAAGCUACUUUUCUUCCUGUGCAUGCCUCUCUGACAGGAGAAAAUUUCCUACCUUCUUCAGAGUAAUCCCUAGUGAUGACUAUCAGGUAAAGGCCAUUGCUCAGCUGUUGGUGCGCUUCAACUGGACUUGGGUGGGGGUGGUGCGAGGGGACCGUGAAUAUGGGCGCUCUGCUGUGGAAGGCUUACUGAGAGAAUUAAAGGGUACCAAAGUGUGCGUAGCAUACCAGGCAAUUAUCCCUCUGCUCUAUAAUCAUCAGAAGACACUGCAGAUCAUUCAGGUGAUGCGUAGCUCUUCUGCAAAAGUGGUGGUGUUAUUUUCAUCUGAAGGAGAGAUGAAACCAUUCUUGAGAGAUUACAUGAUGCAGAACAUUACUGGAAUCCAAUGGGUGGCUAGCGAGGCCUGGGUCACAGCAUCUGUCUUCACAGGGAGCGAGUAUUACCCUUAUCUGGGGGGCACCAUUGGGUUUGGCAUCAGGAAAGGUCAUAUAUCCAGACUCAGUGACUACUUGCAGACAAUAAAUCCCCAUACAUAUACCAAUGAUCUCAUGUUUCCUCCCUGCUCAGGGCAGGAGUCGCUGUUGGAGCAGCAUUCAGCCUACAUGAAUACCUCCAGCCCUAGAGUGGCAUAUAAUGUCUAUAAGGCUGUAUAUGCGAUUGCUCAUUCCCUCCACAACCUUCUUCUCUGUCAACCUGGCAGUGGGCCUUUCCAAAACAACUCAUGUGCUCAAAUAAACAACAUACAACCCUGGCAGCUCCAGUACUACCUUCAGGAAGUGACAUUUAACAUUGGUGGGGAGGAGGUGAACUUUGACCUGAAAGGCGACUCGGUACCCUAUUAUGAUAUUAUCAACUGGCAAAGAGGCACAAGUGGGAACACUGAGUUUGUCAACGUUGGGUUGUUUGAUGGAACCAAGUCUGCCGGAGAGGAGCUGGUGAUCCAGGAAGACAGGAUAAUGUGGGUGCCGGUGUCUGUCUGCAGUGCCAGCUGUCAUCCAGGGUCCAGGAAGGCUGUCCGUCUCAGGGAGCCUGUUUGCUGCUUUGACUGUGUACCAUGUGACAGUGGCAAAAUCAGCAAUCAGACAAAUUCAAUAGAGUGCACAUUUUGUCCUGAGGACUUCUGGUCAAACAAAGACAGAACAGCCUGCAUACCCAAGAAGGUGGAGUUCUUGACUUAUGAUGCUUUGGGUAUAGCCCUGACAGUGACCUCUGUGGUGGGUGCCUGCCUCACUAUAGCUGUCUUUACAGUUUUUUUCUGUCAUAGAAACACAGCCAUUGUCCGUGUGAAUAACUCUGAACUCAGCUACUUUAUCCUGUUCGCACUGACUCUGUGUUUCCUGUGUGCCCUGGUGUUCAUUGGAGAGCCAACAUCUUGGUCCUGCAUGCUGCGCCACACUGCCUUCAGCAUCACAUUUUCACUUUGCUUUUCUUGCAUCCUGGGGAAGACUCUGGUGGUGUUGGCUGCUUUCACUGCCACCAGGCCAGGGGACAACAUCAUGAAGUGGCUGGGGCCCAAACAGCAGAGAGUCAUUAUUUUCAGUAGCACUCUGGUUCAGGUGGUUAUCUGCACUGCCUGGCUCAUUGAUGCUCCUCCUUUUCCAUCCCGAAAUACACAAUAUGAACGCUCAAAGAUCAUACUGGAGUGUAGUGUGGGCUCCAGUCUUGCCUUCUGGUGCGUUCUGGGAUAUAUUGGUCUACAGGCCUGUCUGUGUUUUAUUCUAGCUUUUCUGGCCCGUAAGUUGCCAGGCAACUUCAACGAGGCCAAGUUCAUCACUUUUAGCAUGCUGAUCUUCUGUGCUGUGUGGCUGGCAUUCAUCCCAGCUUAUAUCAGCUCCCCUGGAAAAUAUGCAGAUGCAGUGGAGUCAUUUGCCAUCCUGGCAUCAAGCUUUGGCUUGUUGUUCUGCAUGUUUGCUCCAAAGUGUUACAUUAUUUUACUGAAGCCAGAAAAGAAUACAAAGCAGCACCUAAUGGGAAAAGAAAAUAAGUAA